AUGCUCGACGCCACGGAUCCCAUCAUGGGCAACUUUAGCUCGUGGUGCUGGAAUCAUCCUUUAGGACCGUUGGACUGGAAUCCAUGCUUUCGGAUUGGCGUACUAAACACAUUUAUCCCUCUAGCGCUGAUUGCUGUCAGUGUGGCGAUUUGGCUUGCUUCGAGCACGCAGGAUAUGAGUCGUGUGCAAGCUGAAGCAGCUGAAGAGGUCGCGCACUUGAGCUUAGAGUCAUCCAAUUUUUAUGGUGCUACAAUGGAUUCUCGAAGGAGCCAUCGUUCCCCCGCACCAGCCACCGCUUCCGAGAAGGUGGUGCAGACAGAAAAUGCUGUCGUAAUUGAUGAAGCUCUGACAAUCAAAGACGAACUAUACACAUACACCCAAGCUGAAGUCAAUGAAGUAAAGAGCCGCCAGAAGUCUCUCUGUGAAUUGGUUGGUUCAGGUUUGCUAGUUGUCUCAUACCUUGUGGGUAUUAGCACGACAUCCGCGGACUGGGAACCUUACUGGCUGGCUCUAUGGACAUACUUUUUUGUGAUUUCUCUCGUUUCGUUUUACCAGCACAGGUCCUUCUUCCUGCAGAAACUCUUGGUUACGACCGUGGCAUCUCUCGUAACACUGUGCAAUUUACGUACCUCGAUUCUCAUCUCUGGUGCCAAAGGCCUCACGCCCAUGACGGCGAUUCAGGCGGCACUCGCGAUUUUCUUGCUUGGAUGUAAUUGGCUAUCUUCAUUCACACAACCUCUUUCAUCUGAGAUGGAUGCAUUGUAUGAAACAAUGCAUAAACGCAAGCUAUAUACAGAUGUUCGAACAGCUAUGCCAACGCCACCCCUGGCUGCACAACACAAUGCGGAGGAUAUUGAGCGUAUUACACCGUCUUACUCAAAAGGAAAUGAAACGCUCUAUCCUCCACCAGAGCAGCACGCAUCGCUUUUGAGUCGUGCUCUGUUUAUGUUUGCGUUCCCAACCAUAUGGAAACAUUACUUUAAGCCAAUUACACUACCUGAUGUUCCUCAGCUAAUGCCUAUCGACCGAUCGGCCUCAGUCAUUUCCAUGUUCCGAAUACAUAAUGGUCCUGAAACGAAGCGCUCACUCUGGGCUCGCUUGAUGCGUCACUUUGCGCCACGGUACGCUUAUCAAGGUUUGUUCGCAUUCUUCGCUACCUUACUCUCGAUUGCACCUAUUGUGUUUCUUUCACAUUUGCUUGACUUCUUUACAAUCCGUACAUCCAAAGGGACGGAAGGAGCUCCUUGGCACAUGGGUGUACUCUACGCCUCUGGUAUGUUUUUCAGUCAAGUGCUUCUCUCCAUAUGUCAAUCUCAGGCGUUAAUGACAGGGCGUCAUAUAUGUGUUCAGAUUCGCGCAGCGCUUACCUUUGAAGUCUUAAGCAAAAUGAUCCGUCGCGGUAUGAGCAUAAAAAAACCUGACGAACUGUCUGAACCGACCAAAAGAGAUGAGUCAGAAGACGACUCAGCUCCUACCACAGAUGGUGCUGUUAUGAAUCUCGUGUCUGUCGACGUCAAUAAACUGAGCGAAAUGGCGGCUUAUAUGCAUUUUAUUUUCCCCCAGCAGCCCCUCACGCUUAUUUUGGGUAUGAUUUACAUUGUCUUGUUGCUUGGGUGGUCGGCAGUGGUGGGCCUUUUUCUUCUAGUGGUGGCUGUACCUAUUCAGGCUUAUAUUUCACGGCUUCUUGUAUCUAUCGGUCAUCGUAUGUUGCGUGCAACAGAUGAACGGCUAAAUUUGGCAAGUGAAGUACUUGCUUGUAUCAAAACAGUCAAAUUUUUUGCAUGGGAAGCAUCUUUUGAGAAGCGUAUGAAUGAUACACGCUCGAAAGAACUCGCUCUUCUUCGUUUGCAGUAUGUCUUUCUGAUGCUGAACAACGUAACGUUUAUUGCUACACCUAUGCUGGUAACCAUGGCCACUUUUGGUGUGCAUACACUCCUUUUUAAGCAGCCGCUGACCGCACAAAAAGCGUUUACUGCUCUUGCUUUGUUCAAUACAUUACGAGGACCUCUCUCUGAAUUUCCGGUGAUGAUCCAGUGGAUGCUUUCAAGUCUUGUAUCUGCUCGCCGCAUCAACAACUUUUUAAAUGAGCCUGAGACAAAUAAGUAUGAGCAACUGCUCAGUGACGAAACAUUCGAUCCCAUGCCUAAUCUUAGAAACUGUCCUAACUCGAUUGGAUUUUCACAUGCAUACUUCACCUACGACACUGAGCCUGAAAAGACAAAGGUGGAAAAUCGGUUUGUGCUAAAAGAUCUUUCUUGUCAAUUUCCUGUUGGUAAGAUUAGUAUCAUUUUGGGGCCAGUGGGUUCGGGAAAAUCCUCUGUAUUGCUUGCGUUACUUGGUGAGAUGCAGCGAAUCAAGGGUACUACUAGCAUUCCUUGCCCCCUGGCAAGGUCUCUGCUUGAGCCAGACCCACUGACUAGUUUAACUGAGUCUACGGCGUAUUGCGCUCAAAGUCCAUGGCUUCUCGGUACAACUAUCAAGCAAAACAUUUUGUUUGGUACCGAGUACAAUGAAGAAAGGUAUAAUGAAGUACUCCGUGCAUGUGCGCUGGAGCCUGACCUGGAUAUUUUGGAAUAUCACGACGAAACGGAAGUCGGGGAAAAGGGUACGGCCUUAUCUGGUGGACAAAAGGCACGAAUUUCUUUGGCUCGAGCCUUCUACUCUCAUGCGAGACACAUUCUGAUUGACGAUGCACUUAGUGCUGUGGAUGCCCAUACAAGUGCUUGGCUUUGUGAGCAAUGUUUCCAGGGUCCAUUGGCUAAAGGGCGGACAAUCAUUCUUGUGACACAUGCUGUGACAUUAAUGUUGCCGACAGCUUCUUAUGCCGUUGUGAUGAAUAAUGGUGAAGUGUCUGCGCAAGGUGCGCCUUUGGAGCUUAAGGAACGCGGUCAAAUUCUGGAACCUGUGGAAGUGAAAGGAAAUGGCAAGAAGAUAUUGCAGGCUCCGUUAGAUGAGAAUAAAGAAAAAGAACGGAAGAAGAAGAUUGAACAUCAGCGCGCUAAUAAGGCAACAGCUGAUAAAAAUGAGGAGAAAAUUGGUCGCGAGCAGUCAAGCUUGAAUGUAUAUUGGUUGUAUAUGAAAUCUGUCGCUCCUUCUCCGCACAUCGCCAUUCUUGCUUGGAUCUUAUUGUCGAUCAUGUACGUAAGCAUUCGGGCUAUCGAUGUGGGUAGUGGUGCAUGGCUACGUGACUGGGCAAGCUCUUACGAUAAUGCGGUACAAACUACGUAUCAACUUAUGCGAUCGUGGAGUACAUUAGCCUGGAGAGCACCCGCAGAGACUCUACCGGCGGACCAGACAUGGUACUAUCUCAAAGGAUACACGUAUAUUGUGCUAGUCUAUAUCCUGGUCAAUUUGUUGGCAAAUGCAUUGCAAUUCGAUACGUCAAUUCGAGCUUCAAGGCGCCUGUACAAUGCUAUGAGCAAAGCGCUACUGCAUGCUAAACCCCUCUUUUUCGACAAAACUCCUUUUGGGCGUAUUAUGAAUCGACUUUCUCGUGAUAUGGAAGAUGUGGACCAAGAACUCUCACCUAUAUUGCAAAUGACCGUUGAGAAUUUAAUCUCACUCGUGGCUAUUAUUUCAGUUAUUUGCUGGGCGACACCGCGCUUCUUGUUUGUUGUUGUGUUUGUGAUGGCUCUUUAUUACAUGAUUGGCACUCUAUACCUUGCAUCAUCGCGAGACUUGAAGCGCAUUGAGAGCAUUCAGCGGUCACCUUUGUAUACCGUGGUUGGUGAAACCAUCGCUGGAACCGUCACAAUUCGCGCGUACGGCGAUAGUGAGCGCAUAUUGCGACAGAGUCUUGUGCUUAUUGAUAAAUGGAAUCGUGCAUUCCUGUUAUUAUGGUAUGAGAACCGAUGGUUAAGCAUAUGCUGUGACUUGUCCGGCGCCGGAGUCACUCUUAUCGCAGCUCUAUUUCUACUCAAUAAUGGCGCAGACGCAGCACUCGCUGGUUUCACCCUUUCUUAUGCCAUCACACUGGUGGAAGUGGUUCUAUGGCUGGUACGAUUGUACACCAAUGUGGAGAUUCAUAUGAAUUCUGUGGAGCGAAUUGGAGAAUACAUCAACGUCGAGUCAGAGGAUCAAGGCGGAGAAGAACCACCAGCGCACUGGCCAUCGAGCACGGGCAUGAUCCAUGUCCGGGACCUAUCGGUUCGCUACGGUCCCGAGCACCCUCUGGCCCUUUCUCGUGUGACUUUUGAUAUCCAGCCUGGCCACAAGAUCGGCAUUGUGGGUCGCACUGGCAGUGGCAAAUCAACUCUGUCUCUCGCCUUUUUCCGCUUCCUUGAAGCUGAGAAUGGCUCGAUAACGAUCGAUGGCAUUGACAUUUCUCACAUCACCCUCGAGUCUCUGCGCCGUCGUCUCACUAUUAUCCCGCAAGAUUCACAGCUUUUCCGUGGCACCAUCCGCUCAAACCUUGAUCCGUUUGGUGUGUGUGACGAUGGAGACAUGUGGUUUGCCUUGCAGCGUUGCCAACUCGCUGCGACCGGGUCUAGUCCUCGCGUACCUGGCGCAGGAAGCGUCGUCAAGUCAUUGGACGACCCUGUCGAGCAGGGUGGAUCCAACUUCAGUGCUGGACAGCGACAGCUGCUGUCGCUGGCACGUGGCAUGCUCAAGAUGCGGGAGAGUCGGAUCUUGAUAUUGGACGAGAGCACAGCGAAUCUUGAUGCUGAAUCAGAUGCUCUAAUCCAGCGGACAAUCCGUGAGCAGAUGGCGCCUGGCGCAACCAUCCUGACCGUGGCUCAUCGCCUCAAGACGAUCAUUGAUUACGACAAGGUCCUUGUGCUCGGAAAGGGCCGUGUGUUGGAAUACGACUCACCUCAUGCUCUUCUUUCCAGUAAUGACAGUGUAUUUUACGAACUUUGUGAGCAAAGCGGCGAACUUGAACUACUAAAGUCCAUGGCUGCUGAUCACGCGAGGCUGUCGUCUCACGCUUGA
Molecule: messenger RNA, 4932 nt
Organism: Malassezia restricta
Lineage: Eukaryota; Fungi; Basidiomycota; Malasseziomycetes; Malasseziales; Malasseziaceae
Product: ATP-dependent bile acid permease
Exons: 1
Coding region: 1-4932 (1643 amino acids)
Biological process (GO): transmembrane transport
Cellular component (GO): fungal-type vacuole; fungal-type vacuole membrane
Molecular function (GO): ATP hydrolysis activity; ATP binding; ABC-type peptide transporter activity
Source: RefSeq, a predicted model, not a curated record